AUGGAAUACUACGCUCGUAUCGGGCGAAAGCAAGCGAGAGAGGGCGAGUGGCUUUUGACUCUAGCUGCUGGGAGUCUCGAUCUGCCCUCUAUGUCUUCUCUCGUAGCCCAACUCCAAGUUGUGCAAAGCCUCGAUCGGCCAAAGAUGCAUGUCAUAGCUAACGCGAUUCGCGACAGCUUUGUGUUCGUUCACGGCUUGAAUCCACGCGGACGCAAUGAUCACCCCUUUCAAACCUGGACGCACGCGAACGGGAAGUUCUGGCCAAAGGACUUCCUCGCCGAGGACAUCCCAUAUGCGCGCAUCUUCGUGUACGGUUACAAUUCGAGCGUCACCAAUCCCCAGAGCAUGUCGACAGCCAGCAUCAAGGACCAUGCGAACACCUUGCUCAAUCUACUGGACAUGGAGCGAAGCUCUCAGAUGGCAUUGCUGAACGCAAAGGAAGAUCCAAAAUAUGGCGCGAUUCGAGUGUCCACAUCUGGUCUGGUAUUCUUCGGCACUCCCCAUCGGGGCGCAAAGGCCGUCGAACUGGGGAAGAUUGCUGCUCGUGUAGCUCGUUUCGUGUCUACCGGCCACGCAAGCAACGACUUACUGAAUUGUUUGGAACAUAACUCCUUGUUCACAAGGCAAAUGAGUGAUCGCUUUCGGCAUCAAUUGGAAGACUAUCGAGUCGUCAGUUUCAUCGAGGGGAAGGAAGUCCUCUUAGGGGGCGUGGGCCCGACUUCUGUCAGUCAUCUGGUUGUCGACGAGGAAUCGGCCGUCCUGGGUCUAUCGGGCCUCCGCGAGACUCAGCUCAAGCUAGACGCCGAUCAUUCUCAAAUGUGUAAAGUAGGAUCUCGAGGUCCAAUGUAUAGGCUUAUCGCGGGCAACAUCAAGCAGCUUGUUGACCAGGCUCUGCUUCACGAGCACGGCUUUAUCCCCCAGCCUUCACCCGUCCCACAAACAGGUAAUGGCGGCCCUCCGCCUCUUCCGCCACGAAUGCACUUCAACAGCAGCGCUCCAUAUUCUCCUCCACCGGGACGAACUAUUGAGUCUGCGCCCAAGAUUAUUGGCGAGCUCUAUACCCCCCUUGACAAAGAUCCUCGAUCCAUCAAAUCUGCGCAGCUCAAGAAUGCCGAGAAAUGGGACGAAGCUAGAAACGUGGACUAUGAGGUUUUCAAUGAGCAUCUGAGAUCUCUUGGUGCCGAUCACGCAAGCACACUGACAGUUGGAUAUCAGCUGGCUGAGAUUGAGUUCCAAGCAAACUACUUCCAGAAAGCAACUGAGUGGUGUCAGUGGGUGAUGGAUAACGCCCGUCGUGUUUUUGGAAAUCAGCACGCACUUCCAAUACGGGCCGAGAGUCUCAUGAGUGAGAUUGUAUGCCAGAGUGGGAAAUACCAAGAAGCCGAGUCCAUCGCUGCCAACGUGCUAGCCCGUCAACAGAUGAGCAUAGGGGAAGACCAUUUGGACACAUUGCAGACAAGGCGGCGUUUGGCCAUGGCGUACAGUUCUCUAGGUCACCAGGACAGGGCCGUUCAAGCUUCUAGGAAGGUGACAGAGUCUCUGAGACGCUUGCUGGGUGAUAAUCACAUCCUGGUCUACUGGGCUGUACUCGAUACCCUCGAGUACGCGACUUAUAUUCAGGGAGCUGAAGAUGUUUCUACGCGACUCUUGUAUUCCUCCGAAUUGAAGGAGUCCUUCCAGCUGCUUGCCGGAAUAUACGACGAGCUCCGUACUCGACUGGGUGACCGGCACCCUGUCACGAUUCGAGCUUUGUCAUUGCACGCGCGCGCUCUCGGGCGGUCAAAGCAGACACUGGAAGCCUCCGAAGUCUAUCGCCGAGGACUCGCAAUUUGUGAAGACACCCUAGGACCAGAUCACCCGUUGACGAUGAGCAUUGUGGGCAGUAUCGGUGUAAUGUAUGCGCUACAAGCCCAAAGGCCCUCAUAUCUGACCACUUCCACACCGUCAGAGGCUAUUCCAUGGAUGGUGCGGUAUCUUGGCUGGGUAGAGCAGCGACGCGGCCUCGAAGAUCCCGAGACGCGAGGCUCACUCGAAAUCCUGGGGAAUCUGCACAUGGCCGCUAAUGACUAUGCCACCGCCCAGGCCUACUUUGAACGUGCUUCGGCAGCAUGCCGGGGAUCGCCGGACGUGGUUAUGCAGCAGAGAAUCUCGAAUAAUCUCUCAUUGUGUCAGUCAUUCAACAGUAUCAACAGCCUGAUGCCCAGCGCUAGUUACGGUUCCGGACUUGGAGACUUUUUUUCCCAGCUCAAGAAGCAUUGA
Molecule: messenger RNA, 2259 nt
Organism: Penicillium diatomitis
Lineage: Eukaryota; Fungi; Ascomycota; Eurotiomycetes; Eurotiales; Aspergillaceae
Product: LipA and NB-ARC domain protein
Exons: 4
Coding region: 1-2259 (752 amino acids)
Molecular function (GO): protein binding
Source: RefSeq, a predicted model, not a curated record